Messenger RNA from Selaginella moellendorffii, 2415 nucleotides. Its product is annotated as G-type lectin S-receptor-like serine/threonine-protein kinase SD2-5. The coding region runs from base 1 to 2415 and encodes 804 amino acids. The transcript has 2 exons. Gene Ontology annotation, biological process: protein phosphorylation. The record is from RefSeq and is a predicted model, not a curated record. Gene Ontology annotation, molecular function: protein serine/threonine kinase activity; ATP binding. NCBI's taxonomy places the organism in Eukaryota, Viridiplantae, Streptophyta, Lycopodiopsida, Selaginellales, Selaginellaceae.
AUGGCUAGUAAAGGAAAGUUGUGCUUCAUUGUCUCGUCGAUCUUCAUCCUGCGUUUUGCUCAAGCAGAAAUAUGCUACUCGAACUUCACCACCAAGAUAAAUGGUGCCUUGUAUCCGCUUGAUCCAUACGGUUUGAGUGGCCGCUACGCUGGUUUAUGGUCAAAUUAUAGCAACAUAGAUAUCAGCCAGGGCAUGAGUUACCAGGUGUGGAUGCUGAGUUAUAACGCUGAAACGCCAAAAUCGUUUUUCCUGGCACCCAUUGCCAUCCGCAAUCCAAGUGAGUAUUGGGAUCUCACUAAACCGGUCAUCCUGUGGAAGGCCCGACAGACGAGGCUUGUAGGUGAGAAUGCCACUUUACAAUUUACCGCAGAUGGAGAGCUUAAAAUCGAAGACGAUGAUGUUGUAUGCGACGAACCUUCUGAUACUGUGCUGUUGCAACGAGCACUUACGCCGGGACAAAAGCUCGUAAGUUGGAAUACUUCAGAAGACAGCAGCGAUGGCCUCUAUAGUCUCGUCAUAGAGAAUAACAGGCUGCAACUGUUGUACGCCUCGCAACCAUACUGGAGCUUCGGUAAUAUUACCAGCGAGGAAGAUAUGUUUGCGGUGUUCUGCUGGCAAAACGAUGGUAACGUGUCUCUGGAUCUGCGAGCCAACUUCUCACAGAUUGAAACGAAGCGUGAUGACUUGGGGUUGGUGUUUUCCUUGUCAUGUUCCAGUCGAGGUUUAAAAGACCAAGUGAUGGAGUUGCCAAUAAAUGGGUCAAAACUCACGGCCUCCACUUUCAUAAAGCUGAAACCGGACGGGGAUGUCGUCUUGUACUCCUGGAAUUGGACGGGUACAAACUGGAUAGAUUUCUUCAGGUUUUCGACUCUCUUCAAGUGCUUUCUUCCAAGUGGAUGUGGAAGAUACAGAACCUGCAAUUCAGCAUCAGGCGCAUGCGAGGAAACUUGUCCAGAUACCUUUGCAAGAAGAGGUGAAGACUGCCAGCCACCAUAUCCACUAGAGACAUGCGAAGACCAGCUCGAGUAUCGAUUCGUUCGAAGAGAGGGAGCUGAUUACUUCUCCACAAAUUAUUCCACUCCAGUUCCUGAAGCAUCAGUGGACGCGUGUCAGGGGCGCUGUGAGUCGAACUGCACCUGCACGGCGGCCUUUUAUGAUGACGGGAGCUGCUUUCUCACGCACGGCGACGUGCAGUCACUCCGAUCUGGGAAGUACGUUGCUCUGCUGAAAGUUGCCCGCCCUCGAAAGAUUUCCAAGACGCAACUCCAGGCCAUCACGUUGGGAGUACUUGUUCCAACAAUGUUCCUGCUGAUAGUCUGUCUCGGAUGGCACUGCCGGAGGAGAAAUAAGCAUGAUGACGACGAGGGAGAAGAAGAAAGCACCUUGCAGCUAUCCCUCAUGGCGGGUAUGCCCAGGCGCUUCAGUUUCCAGGAGCUUGAAGAAGUCACAGGGAAGUUCAGCAACUGCCUCGGGAAUGGAGGAUUCGGAAGCGUUUUCAAAGGAUUACUUGCCGAUGGAACUGAAGUUGCUGUGAAGAAGCUCGAAGGGUCGAACCAGAGAAGUAAGGACUUUUUUGCGGAAGUUGGAAUUCUAGCCAGGACGCACCACUGGAACCUCGUCAAGCUGCUGGGAUUCUGUGCGCAAGGACCCAGGAAAAGGCUCCUUGUGUACGAGUAUAUGAAGAAUGGCUCUCUAGAGCAGUGGAUAUUUGAAGACGACAGAAUUCCUGGGAAUAUUUCGUGGAAAGUUAGAUUCAACAUCGCAAUAGGCACAGCGAGAGGAUUGAACUACUUACACGAUGACUGUGUUGAAAGGAUAAUCCACCUGGAUCUGAAGCCGGAGAACGUACUCCUCGACGAUGGUUUCCAGUCGAAGAUAGCAGACUUCGGAUUGUCCAAGCUCAUGGACAGGAAGGAAAGCCAGUUGCAGCUGACGACUACGAGAGGCACUCCUGGCUAUGUUGCACCAGAGUGUAUUCAGGAAGGAACGGUGACUGAAAAAACAGAUGUUUUCGGCUUCGGGGUUCUGCUGCUUGAGAUCAUAACAGGCUGCAAGAACAGGAACCUCUCAGGCGAUUACCUGAAGGACUACUUGUUGGUUAGUAACAGAAACGGUAGUGCCGCUGCUCACCUCUCUGAAGAAGAGAACGAAAAGGAAAGAUUGAAGAAUGUUGCGGCGAUGUGUGUUCGAGACGAUCCAAACUUACGGCCCUCGAUGAGCAAGGUUAUACAGAUGAUGGAAGGAGUUACCGAGCUCCUUGAAGUACCUUUGGAAUCGGAGCUGAACUUCUUUUUCGCUUACAGACCCAAAGAUCAGCAAAGAGCCUCGAACGUGAGUUAUCGGAGUUCUGAUAAGUUUCUGAACUCGUCUUCCUCGUUUACUGCCUUCUCACAAUCUAGCCUGAAUGCCCGAUGA